Molecule: messenger RNA, 4024 nt
Organism: Branchiostoma floridae (Florida lancelet)
Lineage: Eukaryota; Metazoa; Chordata; Leptocardii; Amphioxiformes; Branchiostomatidae
Product: ataxin-1-like
Exons: 4
Coding region: 839-3619 (926 amino acids)
Biological process (GO): regulation of DNA-templated transcription
Molecular function (GO): protein binding; RNA binding
Source: RefSeq, a predicted model, not a curated record
AGAAUCUUGCGUAUCCUCAAAACACUUACUACACAUUAGGUAUGGAACCUUGGAUCAAUGGUAGUAUAGUGACAUUGCUCAAUGACAGGAGCACAAACAUAGAAAUGGUCCAUCCUUAUCUGUUGCCAAUAUCACAAUACAGGGGAGCCAGUGGCAAGGGUCAGAUGUCACCCUUUCCUUUUGUAGAGACCAUGUCAGGAAUGCCGCGUCUCCUGGAAUGGUGCUCGCAUUCAUCGCCAUUAAUUCUCAACCCAGUCAAACUCAUUACAAAGGCUCCUUGGGGUGAUGCAUAAUACAUCUGGGAGCAAAUGCUUAUCGCUGCUAUGCCAGCACCUACUUAUAGCACUCCAAACAAGCCCCAUGUAUAUUUAGCCGUGCACACUUCCCUAAACCCGCCAAUCAAUCUAGGCUGGUGUCUUGACGUAGGUGGGACGGCUCCUGCCCAUCUGAUACUGGGAGUCCCUCUCCCACGAUGAUACUGUUUCAAACCAAAAUAUCCAUUAUGGAUUCCUAUCUCCUGUGGGUGAACCUUAACCUUGGUCAAAGACUUAUUCUGAUGCGUGGCAUGUGUGAGCGUUUGCUGGAGAAUUUUGUGGUCCGGUCAGACUUGCAUGGACUUGUUCGCGACAAACGUCUGCCAGCCUCUGGUUUAGGAAAUUGUGUACUAUUUAAGGAGAACAACACGCAGUCCCCGCUAUGUACAGUGUUAGCCAGCGGCAAGUCUGCUCGAUUGUGUAGUAUCGUACGGGGCUAUAUCUGGACGUCGCUUUCGAUCGUGUAAUAACGGCGCUGGCCAACUGGAGGGGGUGACGGCCAUUCCUUGCUGUGCUCAGAGUCCAUGUUGUCCAGCAGCCCGCCUGUAUCCAGCAGUCCCCAGCAGUCCCCCACGGAGACAGAGCUGCGACAGGUAUGGAGACACCCCGAGGGAUCCCCACACGGCCCCAAGUCCUACACUCCAUCUCAGCUAUCCCAGGGCACGGUCGCCAAGUCCCCCUCCAGUCCUAGGAUAACCAUGCACGCUGACGCGCCUCUCGGAAGGGAGUACGUCCGAACGCCCACCAAGCUGAAAAGCGGAGAGAGGAACAACGAAUGCUUGCCCCCGAAGAAGCGGGAAAUCAUCAGCCCGGCUAAAGAGAUGGAUUCGCAGAAAGUUGCGGCAGAGGAGGAGAGAAUGCGAUCGAUGCCCGGAGUGGUCACCGUGUCCGUACCGACCACGUACACACCCGUUCUUGGGACUGAAAACCCUUUAAAUCGGUUGGCUGAUGUUGCCAUUAACAGCGAAAGACACCUGACGAGUGCGCCCUUAGCACCGUCCACCGCAACGCUGGAAGCUCGAAAUAUGACUCACCUUUCGGGAGAGAUAGCACCUGUGUCAUACCCAACCGCACCUUAUUCUUCCAUUUACUCCUCUGCAUCAAUUCCCUCAGCUAAACCAAGCUCUUCCCUCAUCCCUUCCACUGCUACCAUAGCGCCCGGCUCAGGACCGGUCACCGCUCUCCCGACCUCUGGUCCGUACGUGGCAGCUCCCUACCUUGGACAAUACGGUUCUGCCGGCGGGUAUCUUCCCUCGGCUUUCGGACAGUAUCCACAGAUCGAGUCAUACUCCGCAAUGCUGGCUACGAUGGGAAACCACAUCCAACAGGCGCAGGGCCAGGGAAACAAGCCGCCUUUGGUGCCAUCCCAACUGGGUAUGUCCCGACAACUGGAUCCGAACACUUCUGUCGGGACGUCAAGUCAACCUCAGCUCUACAUGGCCCAGGAAGCAAACCCAGAACAACCUCCAGUACCCACAAGCAAACAGUCGCCAGAUGGACUAGACAGAAAAAACGGGGUACCAAUGACCCAUGCAGGGACGGCGGAGGUGUUGAUACCAACCUCCAACAUGCGGAACAUUCUAGCUGUCCAGACUGCCUCUCAGAAAUUGAGUCUCGGCGUACAGGCAAGUAGCGGUGUUGGGGAGACGGUACUGUCUCCGAACAACGUUAAGACGUCAGUGUCUGACGACGACGUCUUUAAGAAACCCGGCGCUGUUGUGACUCAUGGUCGAGUGGCACCGCCGGGUGCCGGGAGCGGCAUCGCGGUCAGUAUGCGGCCGCUCGGCGGCAGGAUGGACAACGCUUUGCCAUGUGAACUUCCCUCGUGGCCCAACAUCAUACUGCCACAGGCCAUAGGGACACAGGCAUCCGCCGUGCAGUAUCUCGACACCUUCUCCGCUACCUCCCUUCCGCAUCUGUCGUCAACGAACACAGUCCACCCCAUCCCGUCCACCGUUCCACACUUGGCGAUCCCUCCUGGCGCCACCCUCGCUCCCAUUCCUCCCCCCGCGCCCUCCGCCAUUGCUCUCUCCCACGGCGGCCAGGUUCUUGGACACUUCAUGAAGGGUUCGGUGAUUCAGCUGGCGGGAGGAGACCUGAAGCGGGUGGAGGAUGUGAAGACGGAAGACUUCCUCCAGAUGUCUGGACCGUCGUCCCCGCAUCACGUCACGACCAGCACGGUGGUCCGCAUCACCAUGGAGGACGGGUCCAGCACGGGGCUGGUGCACAUCACCUUCGCUGUGGGCCACGAGAAGAACCUGGUGACUGUCGAAUCCACAGUGGACCAUCCAUUCUUCGUUGUUGGACAGGGGUGGUCGUCCUGUCGGCCAGAACGGACUCUCUCCAGAUACAGCCUGCAGUGCCACACUUUAACAGUGGGAGAUACGUGUGUAUCGCUCACGCUGUCAAACAGUAUGAACGGACUGAGCCAGGAGAGCGGGCGGGCGAAACAGUCGACGGAAAGUCUGAAGGAAAGGACUGAUUUUACCGGGUUGUCAACCUCCUCUCAAAACAACAGAAUAAACAGAGUAGAACUAACGUCGUCGUCGUCGUCGCAGCAACAACAACCGCCCCAAGACACCCGCAGCUCGGAACACACGGAUUCUGCUGGGAGUGAAGUGGGAACUGGAUUCGUCUUACCUCAUUCAGAGAUACCGGGUAACCACGGACAGCACCCCAACGUUGGGCUUCAGCAGUCGGCUCCUGGAGGCAUGCUGCAGACUCACGCUGCUGCGACUAUGCAACAGUCCACCCUGCCGCAUCAGGCAGGCCUGCAAUUCGCUCACCACCAGAGGAACCACAUAGGUGCGCCCUCUAGCAGCAGUAGGCCGGGACUGCAGCACGGUUCGCCGUUAAUCCACGUGGGAGUGCCCGUCUUACCGCAGGCUGCUGCUAACCGCGCGCUGCCCCAGUACGUCCAGGUGCUUCAGCCGGGGCCAGGCGGGUACAUGGCCAUCCCUGUCCAGACCUGUUCCGAACUUGAAGGUAUGCCGUCAUCAAUGGUUGAAGAGAACGGAAGACAUGCCAAGAUGAACUCAAAACUUUACAUGGUGCACAGCCAGGCACCAUCCAGUGGUACUGUAGCUGUUUCAGACAGUAAACUCCCAAACACGGAUGACAAUCUCAUACACAGAAAAGGUAAUCACGAUGACACUAGCGCACAAACUCAGAAAAUUCGAAAGCGUCGCUGGUCCGCUCCCGAAACAGGAGACAGAGAAGAGGAUGCGGCAAGUCCGAGCCGCCAGGUGCGGUCCGUCGCCCUAGAAUCACUCAUAAAGUUUACUUCACAAAAACAAGGCAGCUGAAUGCCUUCACAAACUCAGUUGUUCUGUUGUAGCAAGGUUUCUGACCGAGAGUGCUUAAAAACCACAUCAUAAGCCAGUUCACUGUUUAAACUGCACAUACACAGUGUAAUGCAUUGUGGGUAAUAUGUCAAAGUUGAAGGCCCCUGAGACACAAACAAAACUCGUCUGGACAUGGUAUAAACAGAAUGGCAUAAACGAAAACUGUUAACAAAUUAGGAGUCUUCAUUAACUUUGAGUUGACCUUACCCAUGUGCAUUUUAAACCCCAAACAGACGUAUUCAAUGUGUGGGGUCGAGUGUCUCUCUGAAAGGAGCCAAACAUUCCAUGUCAAAUCUGCUGUAAACAAAAUGAACGUGUGCUGCAUGGGUACUUCCAGAGUGAAACACAACCUGUGGGACUAUUUAA